AUGGACCUUCGCACCCCGUCCGCCUUGCCAGAUAUUACAGAUAUAGGAACAUUUCCUUCCGGCGGCGCCUACUCAUCACGAACUUCUUCUGAGCCUCAUGCAUUGUUAGCGCAGCUGCUCAAAGCGCAUUUCCUGCGCCUACGGAAGACGCUGCUUCUUACCAUUCGUUUGGAAUUUGAAACUGCCCAUUUAUUGGAUUCUAGUAUAGGCCCUUUAUCCAUCGGCCCGGCGCAAAGUGAGCUUCGUUUUGAGCAUUUGCCGGCGCACGGUGAAGGUGAGGGCGCUGGUGGGCAAGAGACCAGCGCAAAGGAUAUGGACAUUGAGGCUGGAGAUUAUGCGCAUAUGGAGUCCAGGCGUGAGUCCGCCCUUGAGCAAAGAGUGUACGUGGUGACUCCGGUUUCCGGAAGCACUGUCGACCAGAGGUCCCUCUUCCGAGGUGCUUCCAUUGCCAACGGGUUGAGCCCCUCGUGUGGUCGUGUAGGGAAACCCCGCGACGUGGACAUUGCACCGGCGACCACCAGCGUCGGCAUUGUGCGCCUGUAUUGA
Aspergillus udagawae is the source of this 546-nucleotide messenger RNA. RefSeq lists its product as uncharacterized. NCBI's taxonomy places the organism in Eukaryota, Fungi, Ascomycota, Eurotiomycetes, Eurotiales, Aspergillaceae. The record is from RefSeq and is a predicted model, not a curated record. The transcript is spliced from 2 exons. The coding region runs from base 1 to 546 and encodes 181 amino acids.